AGCAGAUGAUCACUUUUCCUCUCACAAGCAAAUAAACAUUGGAAUAAGUAUCAAAUGAAUGACUCAAUUCACAAGUUCAAGUUCGGAUAAUAUACAAAAAUAUUGUAGUUUAUCAUUAAACUACACAGUGAUCGUGAUUUGUUGGUGCUAAUUUCCAUCUAUUAAAUUCUACAAUAUUUCCGUCGAAAUAUUGAGACUAAAGUUCCCAGUCUUGUGUUGAAAGUGAAGCAGUUCACUGUUGAAUUUUUGUAAAGCAUCAAUAGAUAUUAGGGAUAUUGCUUGGAUUACAAUUCUUCGGAAUGAAGACUACCGUCUUUGAUGUACUUACCUUGAGUUGCUGUUUUUAUGGACUACUUACCGUUAACAGAGCAUCCGGCGACAAUGUAAUAGAUCAAACCAUCAGUUUACCAUUUGAUAUGACAACUAAUUCACUAAACAGAGUAAAGCGACAAGGAGGUGGAGGUUUCAUACCAUUUCGGCCACUGUUCGUUUACCGACAACAGCAACGGGAACGACAGGAAAGAUGGAAAGAAAUUGAAGCUAAAAAGAAGCUAAAGGAGCAGUAUCAACAAUACGAAGAUUCAAUCAAACAGAGUCAAUUGUAUUCGAGUCAUCGUCCAUCGACAACUGGCAUUUCCUACAGUGGUCCGGCGACCACACAAUAUACUUCUUACAACAAGUAUCCAUACACACGGUACCCAUCGUAUUCUCCGUCGUACUAUAAUCAAUAUCAAUAUGAGAAGGAUCCGUAUUCAAAUUAUUAUCAAAAAUAUUAUCAGAAUUAUUAUGAUGGCUUUGAUUACUCGUAUUUUUAGCCAUCGAAGUUAUUGUUUUCAAUAAAAAUUUCAGAUAAAAAA
Messenger RNA from Bradysia coprophila, 857 nucleotides. RefSeq lists its product as uncharacterized. The record is from RefSeq and is a predicted model, not a curated record. NCBI's taxonomy places the organism in Eukaryota, Metazoa, Arthropoda, Insecta, Diptera, Sciaridae.